UACGUACAUCGCUACAAAAAUAGAUGAAUGUAUUUAAAAAUACGUGUAUAGCGUUAAGUGUUUCGGUAAAAUAAAGUAGGCAAAAUGUCAUCAGUCAAUUUAAUUCCAUUUAUUAGCGUGCUAAUGCUUAUUAUCAGUAUUUUCAAUGCGUGCCAAAUACAGCGCACCUGUGGCUUUCACUAAGUCCUUGGACUGUCUUGCACCCUCUAUCGGCAAAUUCUAUAGUCAAUGUUAAUUGCGCAUGCGUGCAGUAGGAGCGCUUGAUCCAAAUAAACCGGAAGAUAUAUUACGAAGGACCAGUCUUAAAUGUAGUCUCUUUCAUCCACAAUCAUGCCCAGAAAGAAAAAAGAAGAUACGGUGUCUCAUUUAGACGAUUUGAGUGGCUUUGAUACGACAACGGGGACAGAAUUGUCCUCUUUAACGUUGUCUCAUUCACCAAGCCUGAGCGAGGCCCACAGCAAAACAGAGAAGCGAGAAAGAGUAAACAAGCAAGAAUUGGUUAGUAAGCAGCUCGCCCAUGAUUUUCAGCUCCUGAAAAUAGAAGUUUCGCAGAAGAACUUACUGAUCGAUCAGAUCAAGUCGGAACAUGCGGAAAAGGUUGAAGAACUGGAAGAGAAUCUCUCUGAUGCUCUUCACCGUGGUCAGAUCGUGCAGGCCCGUCUUGAUACGCAGCUGCAUCUUCAUCAGGCAGAGGCUAGAAAGCAGCAUGCCGAUACUCAACAGGAACUGCAGGGCAUCCUCACCAAACAGAAGAAGCUGGAGGAGGCCAAUGCCUUGUUGCUUCAGAGGACAGCCAGAGUGAAAGAGGAGCUGCAGUCUGAUUUAACUUUGUCACAUGAGAAAUAUAUGCACAUGAAAGCACUGCAUGAGGAUCAGCUUUCCAUUGCAGAUUUUGUUGCAAUAAGGUUAUAUGAGUCCACAGAGCCACUGAAGUCAGAAGUGGCCCAGCAGAAACAGCAUAUCAGACAUCACCAAGGUGAAGUGCAUCAGUUACAGAAUGAAUUGGAACAGUGGAGAGAGAAAUACAGCCAGGCAGAAUCCAGCAUCCAGUCCCUGAAAGUGAAGUGUCACCAGCUGUCCCUGGCUCUGACCGACACCAAGUCAGAGAUCCAACACGAUAAUUACAAGAUUAACAACUAUGAUGCUGUCAAGAGUGAGAGAGACCAGUUGUCAGGGGACUGCACUGACCUCAAGCAGGCUGCGGGAUAUCUGGAGGCUGCCAACCAGGCACUCACUCAGGAAAGGGAUGACUUGAAGAAACAGUUAAGUGCAUUGCAGCAGACAUUAGUUUUGACCAACAAGGACAAGGACUACUUGUCCAAACAGAUGGUCGAGAAGAACCACAAAUAUAAAUAUGCUGAGGAACAAAGACAGGUUCUUGUGGACCAGCUGGAAAAAAUGAAACAGCAGAGGGAGGACAUGUAUGAGAAAUAUGUAUCAGUGAGAGACCAGUACAAAACUGAAUACGAAAGACGACUCCAGGAAGAAAUUGAUCACCUCCGAAAACAAACAGAUGCAGAGGUUGGCAGAUUGCGCUCAGGAACAAAAGAGAUGUAUGAGCAAGAAAUAAGGAGUUUACGUGAAGCCAGGGACAUGGCCUUGAUGGAAAGAGAAAGGAUUCAAACUUCCGAGAGAGAACUCAGGGACCGGUGUGACACUCUUCAGGCUGAGUACCAGACACUGCAAUCAGAUCUCAAUACCAAAAUCUCAGAUAUUCACAACCAACUGCGACUGAAGACAUUUGAGCUGGAGCGUUCACAGCUGCUUUACGAAGAAACUUUGAAGAAUUUCAAGGCAUCUCAGUUAGACAAGGAAAAAAUACAGAAAAAAUUGGAGGUAGUGACCCAAGACGUUAUGACGCUGGAGAGCAGCAGCACACAGCGAGUUCAGGAACUGGAGAAUGAAUGCAGUCACCUGCGCCAACAGCUUACAGCAUACCAGCAAAUAGAGCAACACCUGGACGAUGUGAUGCUACAGGCUGCUGAAAUUGGCGACGAUAUAGAAGCAGAACGUGUGAUCUCUGCUUAUGAAAGCCAGUUUCCAGUUCAGACAACAGCUAAAAGACAUCUACAGCAAAGUGUUCGUUUAGCUCAAAGAGUCCUAAGUCUACAAAAGAAAAAUACCACUCUACAGGAUGAUUUAGAAAAAGAAACCAAAAAGAGGAAUCAGUUGGAAGGAAUGCUAGAAGAGUCUAGUUCUUUGCUACAGAGUUUACAACAGCCACAGACGUAUUUGAUUGAGGUCAUGCGAAACAAAGAUGGAAAAAUACAAGAGCUUACUAAAGAUAGCAACCAGCUGAAGGAAGAAAUAAAGCAACUUCAUAAGGAACGAAAAGAUCUUCUGACAUCCAAGCAGCAGUUGGCAGCAGAUUUAGAAAAACUUUUAGGUCAUGGGGAGGAGCUCAGAGGGAUGAAAGAGACACUGAGGUCUACCCUUACUGCUAGGACAGCUUACAGAUGACAGUAGACCAAAGAGAAUGAUGAUAUUUUACACAGAGUACCUUCAGUGCUGCUGUUGAUAGUGUACAAACAUAAUUAACCAUUGCCUGUCAUAGUAGACAAUGGUUAAUUGUUUACCCGUGACACUUCCUUUAUGACAUCCUGUCUGUGACAUUAUUUGUGAUGGUUUUGCACCACUGUUGACAAUUUGGUGACACUAAUAGUGGCAAUCGAUCAGGUCACCAUUUUGACACAGGUAAUAAAGAUUCUGUCUUAGUGCAUCUGUGAUAAUAUCCUGGUGAUUGUAAGCCUGCGCUGGUAAUGUUGACCUUGCACUGUUGAUGCUGAUGACCCUGCACAUCACAUUAACUACAACUUUGCUAUCAGGACACUGUGUCAUGUUGUUGUUAUUCUUAUUAUCAUUAGGCUGCACGUGCUAAGCUGAUAAUUUUUUUUCAGUAUAAUAUUAAUGGAUUUUUGUAAAAAGUGAAUUUUUUUUUAUAUUUUGACUGGGAUCAUGUUUAAUUUAUUUGAAAAUUAAAACAUUGUAAAUUAUUGUACAUAUUAUUUUAAGUCUACAAAUAUGAUCUUGAAUAAACUGUUGAGACACGAUUGCUCAAGUAUGGUACAUGUACACGACGUUUGAUGUCUGUUGCAGAAAGCAAAAAAUCGUUGCUUUCUAAAUAAACAUUUU
Molecule: messenger RNA, 3132 nt
Organism: Lingula anatina
Lineage: Eukaryota; Metazoa; Brachiopoda; Lingulata; Lingulida; Lingulidae
Product: progesterone-induced-blocking factor 1
Biological process (GO): cilium assembly
Cellular component (GO): microtubule organizing center
Source: RefSeq, a predicted model, not a curated record